CUGCUUGAAUCUGAUUGGCCCGUUUCAAAAGUCAGACCGCGGGUGUGUGUGCUGCUGUGUUGUUGUGUUCAUAGCUCAGCUGUCGUGAGCGCGAAGUGAAGAGCGUCUGUCUGCGGCCGAUGUCCGGAGUCAGACUGUCAGGAUGAUGGAAUCGGUGCUGAGCAACAGGCCCCAUGGACGGCGGCAGUCGGAGGUUGACCAGUCGAAGGGAGACGUCUCGUUGGACUCCAGCACUUUGCCUCACUCACAGCUGUCCAGCCCGGAGGAGAGAGAACACCUCCAGGUCUACCUGCGGAUCAGACCCUUCACCUCCGCAGAGUCCACCAACGGAGAGUCACAGGACUGUGUCUCCAUGGAGCCUCCGGACACGGUGCUGCUGAAGCCUCCAUGCUCGUCGCUCUCAGCGAGGCUGAGCGCCGAUCGGUCGCUGCCACAGACGGGACAACGCUUCCAGUUCUCCCAGGUCUAUGGUCCGGAGACGACCCAGACUCAGAUGUUUGAAGGCACAGUGAAGGAUCUGGUGACGGAUGUUCUCCAGGGGGGAAACUCUCUGGUUUUCACUUACGGAGUCACCAACGCCGGGAAAACCUUCACCUUCUUAGGUCCCGAUGCCGAUGCGGGAAUCCUGCCCAGGUCUCUGGAUGUGAUCUUCAGCAGCAUCGACGAACACGUGUUCUCGGAGACAUGCUUCAAACCUCACCGCUGCCGAGAGUUCACCAGACUGACCAGGGAGCAGCAGGCGGAGGAGGCGGCGUUCAAGAGAAACCUCUUCAGGCAACUGAAAGAGAGCGAGAGGAGCAACACCAGCCUGUUGCACUCGACCAACAAGACUCUCCUCGAAGGUUCCUCUGUCCCGGGGACGACUGUGGCGGCAGAGGACAGAAUCCACCUGCAGGUUGAGACGCACACCAAGUUCUCCGUCUGGGUUUCCUUCUGUGAAAUCUACAACGAAAACAUUCACGACCUGCUGGAGGCUGCGCCCAGCGGCGCCCCGAAGAGGACGGUGCUGCGCCUGUCGCAGGACGUCAAGGGCAACGCCUUUGUCAAAGAUCUGCGUUGGGUUCAGGUGAACGGUGCAGACGAGGCUUACAAGGUGAUGAAGCUGGGCAAGAAGAACCAGAGCUUCUCCGCCACCCGACUCAACCAGCUCUCCAGCAGGAGUCACAGUAUUUUCUCCAUCCGCAUCUUGAGGCUCGAGGAUGUCGGGACUCCCAGAGUCCACAACGUCAGCGAGUUGUGUCUGUGCGACCUGGCCGGGUCGGAGCGAUGCGCCAAGACCCAGAACCAAGGCGAGCGUCUGAAAGAAGCUGGAAACAUCAACACGUCACUGCUCAUCCUGGGAAAAUGCAUCAAUGCACUGCGACACAAUCAGCAGGCCAAGCUACUGCAACACAUUCCCUUCAGGGAGAGCAAGCUGACCCACUACCUUCAGGGUUUCUUCUGCGGCCGAGGGAAAGCCUGCAUGAUCGUCAACAUCAACCAGUGUGCGUCCAUGUACGAUGAGACGCUCAAUGUCCUCAAGUUCUCUGCCGUGGCUCAGAAGGUUGUGGUUUUGUCCACGAGGCCCGUUCUCAUCAGACCUCUGAGCUCGGCUGUCGACGAGUCCCUCGCGGUCAACGCCGCUGACGGGAAGUGUCCUCGCAGCAGCAGCAGGAGGAGGAGCUCCGUGAUUGGCUGGGAGAGCAGCCUGGAGGAUGUACAGGAGGACGUGGACGAUGAGUUCGAGGAGGAAAGCGUCCUGAUGGACGACACAAUGGACCAGACGGGAAACCAAGGAGACGGUGACAUCAGCAGCCAGAUGCACCAGCAGCAGGGGAAGCUGGUGCAGCAGCUGCAGCAGCAGCUGAAGAAGGAGCGAGCGGAUGGUCUGCUCAUGGAGGCGCGGGUCAGAGAGGAAAUUAGCCGAGAGUUCUCUGAGCUUUUCUCCGAGAUGCAGAGCGACUACAACGAGCGCCUGGCGAGGGAGAGAGAGAUCUUGGAGGAGCGAGCAGAGACGAGGCUCGAGAUCUUCAAGAACCUUAUCGACAAGAUGACCAGAGCUGGAACCGGUGGAGACGAACAGGACGCGGACAAAUCUCUGGACUGCACGUCCUCCUCCUUCUCCGACUUAGCGGAAAUUAAGAUGGCUGCCGAGGCUGCUCGUAAAUGUCUGGGCUCAGGACGAGCCGGAACUGUGGAGGAGCUGGAGAGGAAGGUGCUGGAGCUGCACGAGCACCAGCGGAGAGUCGAGGAGCAGGAGGCUCACAAACACCUCGGUCAAACCGUCGGAGAAGAAGAAGAGGAGGAGGAGAGGAGGACACUUCUCUCUCGGCUCAGGGAGAAGUCGUCAGAGAUUUCCCGGCUGGAGAAGCAAGUGGAAGACCUGCAGGGGGCGACACAGCGCCGCCUGCAGGGCGAGGGCGAGAGUCAACUGCUGCAGGAGGCGCAGGCAGCCCUGGAGAUGGAGAAGGAAGCCCGAGCAGACGUCCUCUCUGCUCUGGAGUAUCAGACCCUGGGCAAAGAGGAGGCGCUGGCCUCCUUAGAGGAGGAGAGGAAAGCCAGGGAGGAGCUGAGGCGAGGCAGAGAGGAGACGCUCGCUUCGCUGGAGAAGGAGAGACAAGACAAGGAGACGCUCGCGGCCAGUCUGGCGGAAGCGAAUCGGCGUGCCGAGGAGACGCUUGCCGCUCUGGACGAAGAGCGGAGACGCGCCGAGGAGGCUCGGUCUCUUCUGGAGGAGGAGAGGACGCAGAUCGGCCGACUGACAGAGCAGCGGCAGGUUGACGCUCUACAACAGGAAGUCGGAGAGCUGGCGGCCAAACUACAAGCUGCCGAGCGUCAGUUAACAGCGGAGACACAGAGAGCAGAGCGGGCGUCGGUCCAGCUGGAGGAGCAGUCGAAACAGAUCAACGUCCUGAUGCUGGAAAAUCAUCAGCUGAGAGACCAAGUGUCUGAGCUCGGGAGGAGUCCGGCCGAGGAAAAGCAGAAAAGAGAGAACGAGCAGCUGGAAGUGUUGAACGAGGAUCUGAGGAAGAAGCUUCAGGAGCAGGAGGAGACGUCGCAGCGGCGACUGGACGAGCUCGCAUCCAAACUGGAGAGUCGAGAGCGAGAGUCGAGAGAGGAAGUCGAGCAGCUGAGAGCAAAACUUCUCCAGGGUCACGCACAGGAAACCCAGCUGGAGGAGCUGAAAGAGAAUCUGCAAGAACAAAGAGCCUCGUCACUGAAGCAGCUGGAGGAGCUGAAACACAAACUGAGCGAACAAGAAGAUCUGAAGCUGAAGCUCAGUGAACAGCAGGGAACUGUGGAGCUGCUGAAGGUCCAGCUGGAAGGUUCCAGUGCUGCCGACCAAGAGCUCAAGAGGCUGAACUCUGAACUCCAGACAGAGGUCGCAGCCCUGAGGGCGAAGGUCUCCGUCAUUGAGGAGACGAAGGAGUCCGCUUCCGACGCCGAAGCUGGGCGAGCAGCGUCCGCGGAGCGAGAGGCGGAGCUGCAGAAGACGCUGCGGGACAAAGAGGCCGAGGUGACGACCCUGCAGAAGAAGCUGCAGGAAGCGCAGGAGCGUCGGGAUGAGGACGAGCUCCAGGCCGUUCAGGACGCCCGGCGCAGGGAGGUGGAGAGACGGCGAGAGCUGCUGGCAGUGGCUCACGAGGCCAUCGCUCAGAAAGACGAGGAGCUGGACAAGAGAGGCGAGGAGAUCAGCAGACUGAAGGAAAAAGCUGAGCAACACUCGGAGCGGGUGAAAAGUCUGGACGUUGAGCUGCAGCGGAAAGACGACGACGCCUCGGACCUGCGAGAGAAACUGGCCGACUACAAGAAGCAGAUCCAGCAGGUCCAGAAGGAGAUUUCAACCAUGAGGGAAGACGAGAAGGUUUUGAGGCAGAAGCUGUCGGACGCGGAGAAAACCAGGAAGCAGCUUCAGUCCGACGUUGCCAACCGAGACCGAAUCAUCCAGCAGCUCCGAGCGGAACAGUCGUCUGACUCCAAGUCCGACCAAACGCUGGAGCUCUACCAGAAGACCUGCAAAGAGCUGGAGGCGAAGCAGCAGGUGAUGGACGACAUGCGUCUGGCUUUGACAGAGCAGGAGGAGACUCAGGCUCAGAUGGACGACAUCCUGGAGGAAAAACUUCUCCUCAUCCAGGAAUUGUCCCACGAGGUGGAGAAACUUAAGGCUGCGUUGCUGCAGCAGGACGGUGAAGCCGACGCUCGCCGUCAGGGCAACAGCCCUUCACAUGACCUCCGACGGGCCAAACAGGAAGCUGCACAGGCUCAGGAGAGUCUGAAGCUGUGUGCGGACAAACACCAGGCCGAACGCAGGAAGUGGCUUGAGGAGAAACUGUCCCUGAUCGGCCAAGCGAAGGAGGCGGAGGACAAGAGGAACCAGGAGAUGAGGAAGUUUGCUGAUGACCGGGAGCGUUACGCUCGACAGCAGAGUCACGUGGAUUCCCUGUCGUCACGGCUGGCAGAGCAGCAGCAGACCAUGGACACGUGGCGGACGGAGAGAGACACUCUGGUCGCAGCUCUGGAGGUUCAGCUCCAGAAACUUCUCUCCAGCCAUGUGGAGAAAGACAAACUCAUCCAGGAGCUUCAGCAGAAUCCCACACAACCGCCACCAGAGUGCGGCGAUGGUGGCGUGGCCGAGCUGCAGGCUGCUCUGCGGCAGAGGGAGGCCGACGUCCAGCGACUGGAGGCGGAGCUGAAGGCGUCGACAGUUGCGCAGACUGAGAGCAAGGAGAGCCCUGCUGCGCUGGCAGGGAACCCCCAGAGUGAAACCCUGACCAGGAAGUCUGCAGGACAGAGGGAAACCAGAGCGUCAGUCAGCAGCCAAGGCUCGGCCGGCGGUCCGUCAGUGCUCGACUCCUUUGAGAUCUCCACGGAAAACGGGCGGGCGAGCCGCUUCCCUCGGCCGGAGCUGGAGAUCUCCUUCAGCCCCCUGCAGCCCAACCGCAUGGCGUUGCGGCGGCAGGGCGAGGAGAACGCCGUCACCGUCAAGAUCACGCGCUCGGCCCGCAAGAGGAAGAGCGGCGAGAUGGAGAAGUCUCACAUUUUCAGGAGGAGUAAACGACGAACGACACGAGAGGCAGAAGUGGAGGCCGAGAACAGACGCAACACAAGAACCAAACUGACGUCAAAGCUGACCACACACACCGAGGAGACCUCUUCCCCGGCUGGUCGCCAUGACUCCCACAGCAGCAUCCCCAGCAGAAAGGAAGGAACGCUGCAGAAGAUUGGAGACUUCCUGCAGAGCUCCCCCACGCUGCUCGGCUCCAAAGCCAAGAAGAUGAUGAGUCUGGUGAGCGGCCGGAUCGAAGCCGACUCGGCAGCCUCCUCCUCUUCAUCCUCCUCUUCAUCCCUAAGAGCCAAGAUGAACAAGAGGAAACUGUACCGACCAGAGAUCUCCUCACCCAUGGACCUGCCCGCACACCCAAUCAUCAGCCGAGAGCCGGAGGAGAGAGACAGCGACCAUUCGAUCAUCAAGAGGCGUCUUCGCUCCAGGAUGGUGAAAUAAUUCACCUCUGCUCCAAGUCCAGGACACGCCUUUUUUUUCUUCUUUUUUUUUGGUCCACAUCCCAUCUGCCAAAGUGGAGGGGGUGGGGCUUAUGACCUGUACUGUAGCCAGACACCAGGGGGCGAUCAUUAUGGGAGCUGUCAUGUUGUCCAUCGUUAUUUACUGUCUCUGUUUAAUAAUCUUAUCAAUAAUCAGCCCCUGGAUGAUGCAGUUAUGACUCAAUCAGUUUAUAAUCUAUAGUUAUUAUUAUUAAGAGGCGGAGAUUUACUUUGAAGUGCAAUUUAUUACAUUUUCUUCACUGUUCCGGAGUGAAGUUAGAUGAAGGUUUGUUUUAGUCGUCAGUGUCUUAAUAUUUAGUUUAAAUCUUUUCUUUCCUGUUUGUGGAAGACAACGUUUCUGUUCAAACCACUAACUUCUGCUUCCUGUUCUGCAGGCGAAUCAGAGCGUUGAGCUUUAUCCACAGUUCAGAUGCGACUCCGCCUCCAACUACAGUAACUAACACUGCACUUUAUUAUAAGAGCAAAGUUAUAACACGAACAAAACUUUACACUACAGAUCAAAUCCUCAGCGUGGACACGACCACAUGAUCCAGACGACUGUUUGACUUAAUGUGUUCAAGCUGCCUUACGUUUUUUUUAAAAAAGUUAGUUUUUCAAAUUUUGCACUUUUCUAUCCUACUGUUAUUUAAUGUUUAUUCUCCAUUUUCAAACCUUUGACCAUAUCAGUCAGAUUAAAAAUCCAAAACAUC
This is a messenger RNA of Scophthalmus maximus (turbot), 6230 nucleotides long. It is a transcript of the gene kif20ba, whose product is annotated as kinesin family member 20Ba. Gene Ontology annotation, biological process: mitotic spindle organization; microtubule-based movement. NCBI's taxonomy places the organism in Eukaryota, Metazoa, Chordata, Actinopteri, Pleuronectiformes, Scophthalmidae. The coding region runs from base 143 to 5482 and encodes 1779 amino acids. The record is from RefSeq and is a predicted model, not a curated record. The transcript is spliced from 34 exons. Gene Ontology annotation, molecular function: microtubule motor activity; microtubule binding; ATP binding.